Molecule: messenger RNA, 2210 nt
Organism: Cricetulus griseus (Chinese hamster)
Lineage: Eukaryota; Metazoa; Chordata; Mammalia; Rodentia; Cricetidae
Source: RefSeq, a predicted model, not a curated record
CCGCGCUCUCCCUCGCCUGCAGUGAGCCCGGCUCACCUCUGACUGUCCGGGGACAUGACUGGCACGCCUGGAGCUGCUACCACCGGGGAUGGCGAGGCCCCCGAGCGCUCCCCACCCUGCAGUCCGAACUACGAUCUCACGGGCAAGGUGAUGCUUCUGGGAGACUCGGGUGUCGGCAAAACCUGUUUCCUGAUCCAAUUCAAAGACGGGGCCUUCCUGUCCGGAACCUUCAUAGCCACCGUCGGCAUAGACUUCAGGAACAAGGUGGUGACAGUAGAUGGUGCCAGGGUAAAGCUUCAGAUCUGGGACACUGCAGGACAGGAGCGCUUCCGCAGUGUGACACAUGCUUAUUACCGAGAUGCUCAGGCCUUGCUCCUGCUGUAUGACAUCACCAACAAAUCUUCCUUUGACAACAUCAGGGCCUGGCUCACGGAGAUCCAUGAGUACGCCCAGAGAGAUGUCGUAGUCAUGCUGCUAGGGAACAAGGCAGAUGUAAGCAGUGAAAGGGUGAUCCGUUCUGAGGAUGGAGAGACGCUGGCCAGGGAGUACGGUGUUCCCUUCAUGGAGACCAGUGCCAAGACUGGCAUGAAUGUGGAGCUGGCCUUUCUGGCAAUUGCCAAGGAACUGAAAUACCGUGCAGGCAGGCAGCCUGAUGAGCCCAGCUUCCAGAUCCGAGACUAUGUGGAGUCCCAGAAGAAGCGCCCCAGCUGCUGCUCCUUUGUGUGACUCCCAGGGGGCUAAGAGGAGGAGCAGAGACCCUUGGGAAUGCAGUUAUUCUAACUGCUGAGCCAAUUAGGAGAGAGCUGGGAUUCCGUGGGAAGCCCUGGCCAGGGAAGUAACUGCCACCCUAGUUUCUCUAGCUUCCCUGUGUCAUGGAAAGGGUAAAAUAACCAUACUUUAUCUUAGUAUAUAUAAACUAAAACCAAAAAAUGCACCAGUGUGCCACCCCCACCCCCCAAAAAAAAACAAAAUAGGUAGAGACUUGGUCCUUUUGCCAUCUGGGACUAGGUUCUAAAAGGCUGGGCCUCCCUCCUAGAAAGGGUGUCAUGGCACCAGGGGACACUGAAGCAGUGCUAGGGUGUGGGAGCUGCUUUUAACAGUUCUCACUAGGGAGGCUAAGGGGACCCCAGUCUUCUCUUCCUCCAGCUCCCCAAGAGAGCCUUUCCCAACAGGAAGGGGCUUAGUGCUGGGAGCUAGCCCAAAUCCUCAGGAAAGGUAAAUGUGGAAAUGGGUGUGUGUGUGUGUGUAAGAAUAGCAGUUCCUUGGGUGGGGUCUGCUCAGUUACCUCUGGCCUUCCUCACCCACCUUCUGGAAGUGUGCCCCUUUUUCUCUACCACACAAGCACAGUGGGGCACCCAAAAACAUUACUUUCAAUUCUCUAGACCUCACUUCCGAGGGGAUGUCCACCAUCCCAUGGAAUCUCUCUCAUCAGCCUUCUGCCUGGGUUCCUAGACCCCAGAGGUCAGAGCCAAGAAAAAAAAAACCAAAACCUUUCCUUCCUUCCCAAUCCUGUGACAAGGUGUACAGCACCACAGCUAUUUAAGGCAGAGGGAAGAGCCAGAUAAAGAACUCACUGGCUGGUAAAAUGAGUGCGAGGCAGAACUGAACAACCCCAUAGUCCAGUUUUCCCCACUAAUCCCCAGCUCUCUGUCUCUUUCCUGCUCCUUCCUUUAACUUCAGACCAAUACUAGGGCCAAAACUGUUUCAUCUCCUCCUCUUCCACUAAAUCAGGAAAAAAGGGUGUGGGAAGUUGUCCAUUUCUGGGUGAGCCAAUGUAAUAUGUACAAAACAAAGCACUUUGGUCCAUUUUGGGUAUGGAGAAGGGCAAGCAGCAAGGAGGUCCUAUAGGCCCAAGGCCAUGCAUCUCCCAAAGCCCUGACCUCACCCUUAGAAGGACUCUGGAGGUGUGUAGAUCCAUGACCCGCAGGCAGGCAACUUUACUGCUGUUCUGUAGGCUGGGCAGAGACUGGGACUCCAAGAAAGUAUGCAUAGCACAUUUAUGAGGUUACUGCAUUUGCUUUCAAGGCAAAAUCUUGCUCUCUGAACAGAGUCAGCACUCUUAACUUGGGUUGAUAAGGAAGGUCUCUGUGACCUCUCACAGGCAGAUAGAGGAGGAGCCUGGGCUUGCCUGUUCUCUUCUGGGACUCUGAGCAGGUUGCAGGAACUCCAUUUGUGUUUUUCAGAAUUAAAUUGCAGUAUUUUGGCAAGUA